AUUGCACCACGAGAAGGAUCUAGUAAGCAAAUGCAAUCCAUUGUUCGCAGAUGUCUUACUCACUCGAGAAGUCCUGCAUGCUUGAAUCAUAGGCCUCGAAGGUUUGAGUGUUGCAGGAUUUCCAAGAGUAGAAGCAUCGUACAAUGCGGAGUCCAAUCUUAAUCGUAAUCGUCUGAUCUGCUGCUCUCAGCAAAUCAGCUCGACUCAGCUCGAGACAUACCAAAUCCGGCGAGAUCCGUAACCUCGUCGGUGUCACUCACAUUGUGCAGAAGCCCACGGACGUCUAGCAAGCUAGUCUCGAUGGCGCCCCACAAUGAGCACCAGAGUCAAGGAAUCACCGGAUCGCCCGUACUGCCAGUGCCCAAGGACGUCAUGGACGAGCUGAGCUCGGCACAGGCGACAGAUCUCAAGGGCAGGCCGUUCGCGCUCCCGGUGGAUUCCGAGCACAAGGCCAAAACUUUGAGGUUGUACUCGUUCGCUUCACCUCACAUGCUCACAUUCCAUCUGUCAUGGAUAUCGUUCAUGACCUGCUUCUUCUCGACCUUCGCGCCACCUCCGCUCAUGCCCGUCAUCCGAGACAACCUGAAUUUCACCAAGGUGGACAUUUCCAACGCAGCCGUGGCGUCGGUGUCGGGCUCGAUCAUCUCGCGGCUGCUGAUGGGCACCAUCUGCGACCUGGCUGGACCUCGAUACGGGUGCGCCAUUCUCAUCAUGGUCACAGCUCCUGCAGUGUUCUGCAUGCCCCUCGUCAACAGCGUGACGGGAUUCAUCAUGGUGCGCUUCUUCAUCAGCUUCGCGCUCGCGACGUUCGUCUCGUGUCAGUUCUGGAUGAGCUCCAUGUUCAACAGCAAGAUCGUCGGGCUGGCCAAUGGCACGGCGGCCGGCUGGGGCAACGUCGGGGGCGGCGUGACGCAGCUCGUCAUGCCGCUCGUCUUCAGCCUCAUCAGGCACCAAUUCGGAGCCGAGGAAUUCACCGCCUGGCGCCUCGCCUUCUUCCUGCCGGGAGUGAUGCACGUCGUCAUGGGGCUGCUCGUGCUCACCCUCGGCCAGGACCUUCCCGAUGGCAAUUACGCCGCUCUCAAGAGGUCGGGCGACAAGGUGAGCGACACCUUCGACAAAGUGUUCUGGCAUGGCGUGACCAACUACCGCACGUGGAUUUUCACCAUCACCUACGGCUACUGCCUGGGCGUCGAGCUCACCGUGGACAACAUCAUCGCCGAGUACUUCUACGAUCGGUUCGACGUGAACCUCUCCACCGCGGGAAUCAUCGCCUCGACCUUCGGAUUCAUGAACAUCUUCGCUCGUCCCCUCGGCGGCAUCGUGUCGGAUUUGACCGCGCGCAGGUUCGGCAUGCGCGGGCGGCUCUGGGUGCUGUGGAUCAUCCAGAGCCUGGGAGGAGUGUUCUGCGUCGUCCUCGGGCUCACGCACCAGCUCACCUCGUCCAUCGUGGUGAUGCUUAUCUUCUCGAUUUUCGUUCAGGCGGCGUGCGGGGCCACCUUCGGAGUCAUUCCCUUCAUUUCCCGAAGGUCGCUGGGCAUCAUCUCGGGGCUGAUCGGAGCCGGAGGCAAUGUGGGCUCGAUUUUGACUCAGGUGCUGUUCUUCUCGAGCUCCAAGUACUCUUCCGAGACCGGCAUCAUGCUCAUGGGCGUCAUGACGCUGGCCUGCACUUCGGUUCUGUUUCUGGUCUACUUUCCUCAGUGGGGCGGUAUGCUUUUCCCUCCCAAUAGCAAGACCACCGAGGAAGACUACUACGGCGAUGAGUGGAGCGAGGAAGAGCGCUCGGCCGGGCUUGCGAAUGCCAGCUACAAGUUUGCUGCCAACUCCAGGUCCGAACGAGGAGCCAGAAGAGCUGUGCCCGUCUCUGCUUGACACGCAGCGUCAUGCGUCUUGGAGAUCUCAGAUCCCGCGACUGGAUUCAGUAAUUCUGCUUGCUCUCUUCCACGAGUCAUGAUCGUUUCGCGUUCUGCGCUAUUGGCACUGCUACCUGUGGAGCAGCGAUUGCGCGCAACCAGCGUGCCAGUAACUGCAGUCGAGCGAGAUCGACAGAAUGCUCGUGCAUUCACGGUCUUUACUCUUGCUGUUUACUUCCUGAGACAGAGUGAGCGGCUCGUGGAUGAUUCGUGUCUCAGAAGAGGAAUUUCCGCUUUGUUCUGGAUUCGUCGACGGUGCAUGAACCAAUUCGUAAAAGCCUUCUGAAUCGUAUCACAGGAUUUAGACUCCCUCCAUUAAAUUAGGUUCACGAAACGUGUGACUUUCUGUUGUAGCCGAGGUCUCGAUGCAGAUAAAUUGCAUCGAUCAUAUUGCAGACUAUCACCGAAAGAGAUGUGAGACGCAGAUGUUUAACCGUAGCCGAUGGUCCGAUAUUUUUAUAUUUAAGAGAUCACACAAA
Marchantia polymorpha subsp. ruderalis is the source of this 2389-nucleotide messenger RNA. The record is from the annotation of a GenBank genome assembly. Lineage: Eukaryota; Viridiplantae; Streptophyta; Marchantiopsida; Marchantiales; Marchantiaceae.